This is a messenger RNA of Aedes albopictus (Asian tiger mosquito), 9185 nucleotides long. RefSeq names its product serine-rich adhesin for platelets. The coding region runs from base 1402 to 6903 and encodes 1833 amino acids. NCBI's taxonomy places the organism in Eukaryota, Metazoa, Arthropoda, Insecta, Diptera, Culicidae. The record is from RefSeq and is a predicted model, not a curated record. The transcript has 8 exons.
CGCUGCCGUUGACCACGAUCAAAAUCUCUACACAAACUCCCCCUUCUGUAAACACCUUGAAUUACUCCAUCUCGCUUGCUCUGCUGGCGCUUCACCAUCCGUCCCGUCUUCUCUGGCCAACGAGCCCAGCUACACUGCGGACGGCCCCAUCAUACUUUUUUUGUUGGUGAAAAAGCCAUCAUCGCUGGCGAAUUUCGGACUGUUCUUUUCGGUCAUCCAAAGCGUGAAUUUUAUUCCGAUUGAAUCGAAAGUACGUGCGGUUCCGUGCGGGGUUGAACCUCUUUCGUGCGUGCGUGCGUGAAUUCCGCGGAGGUGACCUGGAGUGCGAGUGAUUGGUGAGAAAAGAUUUUUUCGGGGUUUUCGGUGCUGCCGAGCAGGGUGGACCCCUUUUCGGUGUCCUCCUGGAAGAUAACAGUAAAAAGUGGAUGUGCAUUGUCAGAAAAUUCUGUGUUUGAAUGCAGUAGAAGGAUAAAGGAUUGCUCGAAUGAUCGGCGGUGGGUGCGGGGACAUGAAAAUCCAGAACAACAAAAGUGGAGUGCAGUGAUUUUGGGUCGUCCGUCAAAAGUGGAAGGAUUUUUUUUUUCUCGUCGGACCGAGACCCCAUAUUCUCCGACGAACGACGACGGCGACGACGACAUACCUAGUGGAGGAAAAAAGUGCUGGUUUCAUUGGGGCUCCGAUUUGGAUUUUUGCGGAAAUCGUGAUUGGAAGAAAAACUCGGGAAAAUGUGAACCGCAGAAAAGCGGAAGUUCGUCGUCGGGUGCGCGAGUGAGUGCGAGAACCUAGUUUUCCUCGGACAAUCAUCGCAAAAUGACGAUCGCACGACGAAGAAGAGUAGGAUCAUCGAUUCAUCAUCAAUUAUUGUGUGUGCCGUGCUGCCGUGGUGGGGUGGCCAAUAAUAGUCAGUGCGGUGUAGAAUAAGAAGAAGCAGCAGUAGCAGUGAGCAGCGGAGACAAGUGCUUCGGAAAAAGGAAUCGAAACAAAAAAAAAUAGGAAAAAGAGAUUUCCAAGCAGUGCGGUCCGUUCGGGGUCGACCCCAGAAAGUCGGGCCCCGCCGAGAGGAAGUUGGUGGCCCAUUUUCUAGCGAUUUUCCUUCGGCUCGAUUUUUGGGAUUCCAAAGUGAAAGCACAGGUGUGUGUUAGUGGGGAUCUUUUUUUUUUGCUUUUUGACAGCGCCGUGUGGCCGCGCGUUGAACACACUCAUUCAAUAAUAAUAAUAAAAAUCUCGCAAUCUUCUUUGCUGCCGCCGUCGCCGUCAUCGACGUCGCAGAAGUCGCGAAGAAAAAGAAGCAAUCGAUUAGUAGUAGAGAGAGUGCGGUGCUGUGAUUUUAGUACCUAGGCGAGGUGAAGAAGAAGUUCCCUUUUUCCGGAUAUUAUUUUUCUUCGCUUCACGCUUUCCAAGAUGGCUCCGUCUCCGGAGCUCGGGGGUCAACCGAAGGCCCCCGACAAAGCUGGAGCGGACCAACAGCCAUCCACUCCGACGACGACGGCGACGGCCACGGAACACUCGUCGUCGUCGACCUCCUCAGCACCAUCACCGUCGUCAUCGUCAUCUAACAGUAACAAUCCCUCCCAAUCAUCAUCGUCAGGAACCAAACACUCGCCGCCUACAGUGGUGACUGCUGCUGCUGCUGCUGCAGCCGCAACGUCAAACUCCGGCAGCAGUUCCGUUGGAGGCAGCAACAACAACAACAGCAGCAAUAGCACGUCGUCAGGAGGAGUAAGCGCUGGGGCUGCCGGCACCGUUGCGGGCACAUUGUCCGCGCAAGCAACAACUCCUCAGCAGGAUAGCAGCAAGAUCGAUAACAUGGAGGAGAGUGAUCUCAAGGCGCUUCUCGAGGAAGCCAUCACCUACAAACGUCCGAAGGAUCGGGAACACAAAAGUGCAACGUUCAAUGAACUUCUCAGCAAAACGGAGAAGGAAGACCAGGAACAGAACUUUCCCUUCACAAGCCGUGCGGUGCAAACGAAACGUGCCUCGGGUCGGCCCACCCAGGGCGGCUCUCUACAGGAUCUUCCGGAAGCCAGCCUGCAGGAGUACUACUACUCGGAGUUUCCCUUCACGGCCGACUACGGCAAUCGUAUUGGCACGUUCUCGCAAAACUGGCGGCGGCAUCAGGGUGGUAGUUCCGGUGCUGCCAGUGUCGGCCCCGGCGGAGGUGACCGAGCGACCAAUCCGCGCCAGAAGCGAACUACCAGCUCGGUUUCGUCCCGGCAACGGGAGGGCGGCAGUCUGCCCAGCAACGUCAACGUGGAAUGUUCGUUCUUCAACGACGUCGGACAUCACCACACCACCGGAACGAUAACCAAGUUCAAGAAGCGGGAAGGAGGUUCCAAGAGCGACUACGGCACCAUGGUACUGACGGCACCGUUGAUUACCAGCGCCGGAGCGGCAGAACUGAUUAGUGCCGUGGCCGAAGUGGCCGGCAGUACCGGACUGAAGAAUACCGAAUCUCAGCUAAUCGAUGGCUGCGGAACGGGAGUCGGCUCGGGACACACCGUCAUCGAUAUGGGAGAGCUGGAAUCUGAUGAAACUCAGUCUCUGCUGGCACAUGACGCCCUGCAACAGACCUUGUACGAUUCGGGUCUGGACGAUUAUGACGGAAGUGGCGGUGAUCUGUACGGAAGCAGUACAACCACAAGUGGUGGCAGCAGCACGACUGGCGUCGGCGGCGGCGGCGGCGCCGGAAGCGGUUGUAGUGCCAUGAAGAAGAUCCCACGCUAUCCGGCAGCAAGCUACACUAGUCACGUUAAUCUGGAGAUCGGAGAACCCUCGUCGACGGUGCGGCCCUCGUCGGUGCACCAUGUCGACAAGACGGUUUCCCUGCCGCUGCUGGAGAGCAACAAGAGCGUGGAUAUUACGUCGAUCCAACUCGGAACGACCUACCCGGCCGUCAAGUGUUUUGUAUCCAGCGACAACAGCAAGAGCGAUCAAACCCGCGUGAUGAUGAGUUCCAGCAACACCAAAUACAUCGCCACGCAAAGCAUUGGUCAGAUGAUUUCGCAGCAAAAAUGUCUUGACGAGAAUGGUAACUCGGUUCAGCAGUUCGGCAGCAGUCUGGGCUCAUCAUCGUCAGCAGCAGGUUCCGCGGUGGGCGUCGGAGCCAGUGGCUUGGUCGGAAGCGGUGGAAAUAGUAGUUCCUCGGUGGGUGGUAGUGGUGGUGGUGGUGCUGGGAACGCUGGAAGUAAGAAGCGGAAGCCCAAAUCGGAUCGCAACACGGUGUUGGUGAUACCGGAGAAGAUAGCCGGGUACCGCGGGAAGGAUUACGACAUUGAGUCGUUGGUUUGUUACAUCGAGAACAAGGACAAGCAAAAGGAUGGGGGCAAGGCCGGGGGGAGUGGAGCGAGUGGAUCUAAUCCGAAGAAUGGGACGGUGAUGAAGGUCAGUGGUAGUGCGAGUGUGGAAAACGGAAUUCCCGAGGAAAAGGUGCCGAAGAAGAAAAAUGAAAAGAAGAAAGAGAAAGGUAAGUUGAAGAAGAGUAAUUCUUUGGAAGAACUGAGUAGUUGUAGCAGGAAGAAGCAACAGGCGGAAGAGGAGCAGAAUACUCACAAGAACCAUGUUGUGGAUCAGCAAUCGGGACCGGCACAGAAAUCGCAGGAUGCGGAAUCCGCUGUAACGCUGAGGGGUGGCAAAGGUAAUAAAAAGGCUCAAAACUCUAAUGUUGGCAGCAGUAUAGCGUCCUCGGUGUCGUCGGCAUCUUCGACGGCGUCGUCGCAUUCGUCCAAGGAACCGUCACUGACCAGUGGAGGAAAACGAGGUGAGCGAAGGUCGUGGGGAACGGAAGAGCUUAGCUAUCUGGAGGAUAGUCACAAUCAGAUUGCGCAGAUUGUUGAGAAAGCGGAAGAGAAGCCUGCCAAGAAGGAUAGCAGGAAAGAGGCCAAAGAAAGCGCAGAAGCGGUGACACCUACAUUCAACGCUGGUAAAAAGCGUGACUCGUUACGGAUGUCCGUCGAAUCAUUGUCUGCAAUUAGUGGAGCCGGAGUGGGUUCCGAAACGGCCGAGUUUCAUGUAGUCACCAAAAAGAAGAAAAUGAAGAAAAAAGCCCACAGUUUAUUUGCGGAAGACACAACGUCUUCCUCGGCAACUGGCGGUUAUUCGAAUGUGGCAUCAAAUGCCAAUAAUAGACGCCAUCUAACUGUUAGCCAAAGUUACAAUCUAGGAAGCUCAACAACGGUUCGGACCUCGAAUAUUAGUGGAAAGUAUCAAGCCAGCAAUAGUUUCACAAACGAUCGAGAUGUUUAUAUGAACUCUAACGACGUCUCACGAAGGAAAUCAACGUCGUCGGUUCCGCCAUCGGAAAAGUCGGAUUCAAGCGACGCAGAUUCUGUUCAGUCGCUUCCUAUAGAACCAUCCCGGAAGCAGCAACAGCAGCAGCACCAGUCUCAUCAAAGUGGUGCCAGUCGGCAUCCGUCAGUUGGAGUCCCUCAAUCGUACGCAGACAUUGCCCGAAUUCCAAACGCUGACCGGAUAAACAACAACAUCAUUGGAGCGACGACAUCCAACAGCAGCACGUCCCCGUUGGAUAGCUCCAGUGUGGAAAAGUGGCCACCGGUCCAAGCGACCACCAAUGAAGAUUUAGCUCAAGCACUUAAAUCGCCCUCCGCGUUCCCUGAACUAGUCCCAGAAUCGUCGUCGCUACAGCCUCAACAGCAGCAGACGGUACAAUCGCCGAAUCAGCCGCAACAGCAGCAGCAGCAAUAUCAACAACAGCAUCAGUAUGUGAAUAGUAGUGUUAGUAGUGUUAACAAUCUAGGUAACAGUAAUAAAGCGACGUACUCGCAGAGUCUGUUGAUAGCCACUACCAAAGCGACGGCGGUGGAAGAAGACGAUUCCGCCAGCAGGUUACAUCAGCAACAGCGAUUGGCCGCGGCGUCCAGUGGAAAACUAGUUAGUAGCGUUAAUAACAGUGAACAUAGUGUAAAUAUUAGUAGUAUCAACAAUAGCAGCAGCAGUAGCAGUUCUAAACUAGCGUUACACAAAUCGAAAAGCGUUGACACGAACGAUAUCUACUACUCCAACGAGGAGCACUACCCGGCACUGGAGAAGACUGUCAAGCCGGCUGUCAAAAUGGCGGCGGCUCCCACUGUUACCGCGAAUAGUAACAGCUUACUAAAUGAGCCGAAAACAACUUCUUCCAUCACGGGGGGUAAGGUGAGCCCAGUAGGCGCCAACGCCGGCCAGUCACAACCCACUACGACAAAUGCGCCGGCGACGAUGGUAACUACGACGGUUAUCUCUGGUAACCCUAUCGCCAGUAACGUUUCGACCGCCGGUGCCAAAAAAUCGAAAAAGAAAGACUCAGUUACCAAUAGCGUCACAACUGAUCCUUCUACGAUACCUGCCAACGACGUGGAAUCGAUCAACAAUGCGCGGAAUGUGGCAUCAUCGCUGGACCUCGUCAACAACAAUCCUCUGCUGAUUGAGAACAUCGACAUGGACUUCCCUCAAAAUGGCAUGCUGAACCGAAGUCCCAACGGUGGUGGUCAGCAGCCUUCUCUACAGAGCACUCCCAAAAACAGUUCGGCUUCCUCUAUCCCAUCCGGUGCGGCUUUGUCCAAGCGAAGCAAAAAAGACAAAGCAACCAUGAUCAGCCAAAACUCCAUCGCGAACGCUGCGCCUACUGUAACUGCCAACUCGAAUCAUCGCCCAGCCGUCAUUAUAAUGAACGACCACCACAACGAAUCCGGUACGAGUCAUGAGUUCACCUUCGGUUUCGACAUCGACCAGGAGCUCCUUUUCGGAGACUUCCAGGAGGAUGAGGUGACUUCCAUGCUCGACCAACACCACCAGUACCAUCACCAGCAGAAAACUUCCCCGCAGCAUCACAACAGUACUGAAAAUGUUCCUUCGCCGACGAGCGCCAUCAGCAACACCUCGACCGAUCUCGGCUACAGCUCAAUGCAGCAAUCGUCAUCGUCCACUACCACCGCUUCGACCGGCUCGCCAACCUCUUCCAAUAACUCGUCAUUGUCGUCGUCACAUACAACACAACCAAACAAACCGCCGCAACAAUACCACCACCAUCAUCAUCACCAACAAUACCACAAUCAAGCGCCGACGCAGCCACCACAGAUGGAACCGGCGUACGAUUCGGUGCUGCACUCCUCUGCUGAUCCUGACACCUACCGGGACGGCAUCGAGCAUAAAUUCCACCAACCGCCGCCACCGAUGGUUCCGGCGAUGUACACCCAGCCACCGCCGCAACUCCCGCCGCCUCACGUUCUGGCCGCUCAACAGCAGCAACAGCAAUCCGCUCGUCAGCCUCGCACGGCCGGCCCCAAUCACUACAAUCUGCCGCCGCCUCCGGUGGUGAUUCCGAGCCACAUCCAGCAGCAGCCUCCGCCAGCGCUUCCAAUCGUCGCGGCCAAACAGGACACCGCCACGAACACCCCGGCCAUCAUGAGUGUUCCACCGCCUCCGCUGCCACCCGUUGUCGUCCCGGCGGCACCCAUAGCCGUCAUCCUGCCAGCUGGACCGCCUCCAGUGGCCACCUCCAGUAGCAGUAGCAAUACGAACCCUGCCGCCGUGACCGCUGCUGGCGUCAUCAGCAGUAGCAGCAACAACAGCAGCAGUAGCAAUAUCCAUACUAGUCUCAACAACCAAACCAUGGCCAAUAGUAGCGGCAGCAGCAGUAGCAUCAACAGCUGUUCGUCGGUGUCGCUUCAACAGGAACCGAAGCCUCAGCGACAGCCGGCGGCGGUUCAGCCGCAACAGCAGCAGAUGCAAAACAGUGCGCAGCCUCCGAUUCGGGAGAAAAUCAAGGAGAUCAACCUGCGGUUUAUUGCGCCCGAUCAGCUGCAGACAAGCCACAAUCACGACAAGAUUGUGAACUUCGUCGGAAUGGCUUGGGAGGACGUAAUCUGCGGAACGAACGGCAGCGCCAAGUACUACGAGGGACAAUAAAACAAAGCCGGUGGAAUCGGAUCCGCCGAGGCGCCGCUCAAUACAUCUCACACACACCAAGAGAACAUCCUACACUAAUCUGGCGACAAAGAGUAGCAUGCGCCCCUCGAGGAUGGACCAAAUCUAGCACAACUCCCAACGCAUAUGCGCAGCAGUUCUUGCUGGCAGGAGUUGGGCGUGCAAAAAAAAAAACAGCGCGUGUUGCUAGAUAGAGAUAGAGACAAAGAGCGUGUGAAUAAAAUGUAAAGUUACAUACAAACACAAGACUAAAAUCGAGCAGCAACAAGAAUCUAUGUCAUUGUAGAGGUAGUCGGAACGAAAAAAAAGAGUCAAACACAUAUAAGCAGAACGAGAAGAAAAAAAAUCAAACAAUAACUAAUUGCAAAAAUUAGAAAGUUGCAAGCAAAACAAUGCCAAGCAUUAGAACACUGAAACAAAAACUGCACAGUAAAUGUGUGCGAAUGAACUGCUGAGUGAGCUGACGUGGAAGCGCGAUAAUCACAACAACACAUAAACACACCCCCGCACAUACACACAGUCACUGGAGGCCACCCACUCACACAUACACAUCAGCAGAAGAAACCGCGCGCGGUACAGUUUUGGCUUAUCGAGCUUUUUUUUUUGUUUUGUUAUCUAAUUUUUGUUUUCGGCUGACGUUGUUCGGGAGUGACAGACUCUUUAUCUAGGUAGGUAGAUUUAGUAGUAGGAAAGAGAGGGAGUAUAUCAGAGCAGUCUCAGCUGUAGCAGCACGCAGCUUCCAAUCUUGUCCACGGAGGUCGCCUCGAUCGCGGUGGACUGAGAAUUUUGCGCCGCUUGCUGUGUUUGGUUUUUUGCUGCAACUGCUUCCUGGAAGAAAGUGUUAGUUUUGUUUUGUACAGUGUUAUAGGAGCGAACGGAUGAUGUAUGUGAGCAGAUAGUAGUGCUUGGAUGAUUUAUUUAACGAUUAUUAUUAUUAACAAUAUUGUUUAUUUUAUUCAAGAUUCAUUAGAUUGUUUUCCUUUUAUUGCCUAUUGUUCGUGGAUGGGAAGUAAUAAACGAAAAAAAAAUGUGAAAAGAAACGACGAAUUCGCGGUUUGAAUGGGAAUGGGGCGAAUGCGAGACUGUGGAGCUUGGUUAAAUAUAGGUUUUGUUAGUGUUGGAUUACAGAGGACACGGAAAAAUUAAUCACUCUACUUUUAGUCAAGGAAUGAUGACGUGUAUGUGUGCGAGUGGGAGGGCAUGAAGCCGAAGACGAAUUCGCACCCAAAAUCCCACGCAGUUGGUUUGGCAGAUUCUCAUAUCUCUCAAAUUGCAGUGGUUGCCGUGAAGAGACUUUUAUGGAUUUUUAUGGGACUUCUUGAUCCCACACUGAGAAUUUUUUUUUUCGAAAAUUACAUGUUUUGAGAAAUGCCUAUCAUUUUUUUGUCUUUCUAAAACCUUUACAUCUUUUGCGGGGAACCAUUCAAGAAAUUAAAAUGAAAAAGUUUUUGGCGCAGUGCUGCCAAGUAUGUUUGUCAAUGUAAUCGAUUUUUUUUAAAGUUCGUUUUGAAUUGUGUUUUUGCAAUGGAAUCGAUAUUGUUCAAAUCAGCGUAUUCUUGAUCGAUAAAUAUGGACUUCUGAUAUUAGAAUCGUGAAGUGUCCGACAACACUGGGCUUCUUGAAAAAAAUUGGAAAAAUGUUUUAACCUCUAGAUUUUUCCCUGCUUUACAAAAGGUUUUCAGCUUUUUUUUUCAAAUCUUAGAAACGGCAACACUUGCAUUUUGAGAGGUGCAAUUCGUCCGAAGCAACCGCAAAAAGAAAUCGACCGGAGUCAAACGCUCCAGGAAGGAAUAAAACAAGUGUCCGAUAACACCCAUUGUGAUUUUUAGUAACUAAUCAAUAGAGAAGUGAAAAGAAAAAAAAGGUAAAACGAGAAAAGAGCCGGAGGCGGCUCUGCUCGAUAUAAAAAGAAAUAAAAAAACAAAAAAAAAAAACAAAAAGAAGAAACAAGGACUGCUGCAGCUUCAAAACUGUAUCAAAGUUACUGACUGUAUUUAAGAAUAUAUAAAAAAGAAAAUAAAUUAUAUUUAAAAAUGAAAAAGAAACAUAGAAUGCUUACAUAUUUAGUAACUAAUAGCAAAAAACAAAUCUAAGCAAGCAAAACGCUAGAAAGAGAGAAAAAAGGUUGCAAAACACUAGACGCGAAGGAGAGAAACGAACGGACCGAGAGAAUGUGAGCAAGAGAUGCAAAGACAAAGAAACAGCAGCAGCUGAAAGCAGAACGGUUCAUUAGAUAGUUUCGGAAAACAAUUGAUCGAAAACAA